AUGUACCAAGAAAGCAAUGCAGGAUUGUGUUGGGGAGAGGAGAGCCUGGCACACAGGGUCCAGGUGUGUCUCAUCCUGCUAAUCAGGAACCUCCCCUGCAGACAGAUCACAGCAGUAACAAGAGCAGCAAAGCAGAGGAACCGUCACAACCCCACAUUCAAACCAAUGUAUUUGCUCAUCGCCUGGCCUCUGUGGUACCGCUCCAGACGAACCAUCAAGGUCUCAUUGAUGGUCUGUGUUGUGGUCUGGGUCUUAGCUUUGGUCAUUUCCUGUUUUGUCGGAAUCAGUGACUUGGAACACAUUGAACGUUACAAGCCCAUUGGAGUAAUCCUCCUCCUCCCCUUCCCCGUGCUCAUCUUCUCUGUGGUUGGGAUCAUUAAAGGCCUGUCUGCUGCCAUCUCGGUCUCCUCUGAGGAAAAACGACGAAUUGUUGGAGCAACAAUUCUGGUGUUGCUUAAUUACACACUGCUGUUUCUGCCUUUCAUAAUUGGUAGCAUAACACCAAAUGUCAUUAUGACUAACCCUUAUGCAUUCAUCUGCUUCAAUCCGCUUGGAGUCUUGGUUCUGUAUGUUUUUAUGAGAAAAGGGGCCAUAGACAAGAUUUUAGCCUCUCUGUGUUGUUGUAGGAUGGAAACACAGCAGCAGCAGACCAUUGCUGUAAAUGAUAAAAGCAUUACGACAGUCAGCUCUGUGUAG
Messenger RNA from Scomber scombrus (Atlantic mackerel), 696 nucleotides. RefSeq lists its product as uncharacterized. Gene Ontology annotation, molecular function: G protein-coupled receptor activity. Lineage: Eukaryota; Metazoa; Chordata; Actinopteri; Scombriformes; Scombridae. The record is from RefSeq and is a predicted model, not a curated record. The transcript is spliced from 2 exons. Gene Ontology annotation, biological process: positive regulation of Rho protein signal transduction; phospholipase C-activating G protein-coupled receptor signaling pathway. Bases 1 to 696 code for a protein of 231 amino acids.